CCGCCGUUGACGACACGACCUUCAAGCACCACCGCCACGCACAGCAGCCCCACCAACUCCAUCAUCGGCCAUGUCCGGCGGACAGAAGACAGUGAGCGAGGAGGUGGAGGGCCUGUUGGUGCAGACGCAGAUCGAAGAUGAGGAGGUAAAGGACCUGAUUCGCGCCAUCGCCAACAACACGUCUGAGCCACGCGCAAACGAUGGUGGAAUGCGCGCACUUGCAGUGGCUGUCAAGGACAACACCACCGUCACAAGACUCGACCUGAGCAGCAACCACAUCAGCCCCGAGGGCGCUACAGCGUUGGCACAAGGGCUGAAGCACAAUGCGACCAUCGCGCGGCUCAAGUGA
Messenger RNA from Salpingoeca rosetta, 349 nucleotides. RefSeq lists its product as uncharacterized. The coding region runs from base 71 to 349 and encodes 92 amino acids. Gene Ontology annotation, molecular function: protein binding. The transcript is spliced from 3 exons. The record is from RefSeq and is a predicted model, not a curated record. NCBI's taxonomy places the organism in Eukaryota, Choanoflagellata, Craspedida, Salpingoecidae.